GAAACGUCAUCAAACGACUCUUAACUGCCACGUCAUCAGAUGCCCCGUCACCGCAUAAACAGAAAAGAUGGCCGCCUCCGUCCGGGAGAAGCAGGCAGCUGCCUUGAAGCGCAUGCUAAAUUUCAACGCUCCACCAUUGAAAACCACCGCUGCUGAGCCAGUAUGGAAGGUGCUGAUUUACGACAGGUUUGGUCAGGACAUAAUCUCACCACUUCUGGCAGUAAAAGAACUUCGGGACAUGGGGAUUACUUUGCACUUGUUGCUUCAUUCGGACAGAGAUCCCAUCCCUGACGUGCCAGCCAUCUAUUUUGUUAUGCCAACAGAGGAGAACAUUGACCGGAUAUGCCAAGACCUUCGCAACCAGCUGUAUGAGUCUUACUAUUUGAACUUCAUCUCAGCCAUAUCUAGAAGUAAACUGGAAGAUAUAGCCAGUGCAGCGCUUUCAGCAAACGCCGUCUCCCAGGUUACCAAGGUCUUUGAUCAAUAUUUGAACUUCAUUACACUUGAAGAUGACAUGUUCAUCCUCUGCAAUCAAAAUAAAGAGCUAAUCUCUUACCAUGCAAUUAACAAACCGGACAUCAUGGACACAGACAUGGAGGCCAUCAUGGAUACAAUAGUAGACAGCCUUUUCUGCUUCUUUGUCACUCUGGGUGCUGUCCCGAUAAUUCGCUGUCCAAGGGGGAAUGCUGCCGAGAUGGUUGCGGUGAAACUUGACAAGAAACUGAGGGAGAAUCUGCGCGAUGCCAGAAACAGCCUGUUCACUGGAGACAACAUGGGGGCCAGUCAGUUCAGUUUCCAAAGACCCUUGUUUGUACUCGCUGACCGCAACCUGGAUUUAGCUACCCCCCUCCACCACACAUGGACCUACCAGGCCCUGGUCCACGACGUGCUGGACUUCCACCUGAACCGAGUCAGUAUGGAUGAGUCGGUGGGCUCCGAAGCCUCCCCAGCUGGAGCCCGACCCAAGAAGAAGAACAAGAAAAGUUAUGAUCUCACAGCUUCAGACAAGUUCUGGCAGAAACACAAGGGCAGUCCGUUCCCGGAGGUGGCUGAAUCAGUACAGGAGGAGUUAGACACGUAUCGAGCCCAAGAGGAUGAGGUGAAACGCCUCAAGAGCAUCAUGGGUUUGGAGGGUGAAGAUGAGGGAGCCAUUAGCAGUAUUAGCAUGUCAGACAACACGGCUAAACUCACUUCAGCUGUCAGCUCCCUACCUGAGCUUCUGGAGAAGAAGAGGCUGAUUGACCUCCAUACUAACGUAGCCACCGCUGUUCUGGAUCACAUUAAGAGCCGUAAGCUGGACGUGUACUUUGAGUAUGAGGAGAAGCUGAUGAGCAAAUCCACUCUGGACAAGUCUUUACUGGACAUUAUUAGUGAUCCUGAUGCGGGAACACCAGAAGACAAGAUGAGACUGUUUCUGAUUUUUUACAUCACAGCCCUGCAGCCCCCCUCAGAGACUGACCUGGAACAAUACAAGAAAGCACUGCUAGACAUUGGCUGUGACCUGUCCCCCCUGAACUACAUAAAGCAGUGGAAGGCUUUCACGAAGAUUGCAGCCACACCCUCUAACUACGGGAACAGCGGUGUGAAGCCUAUGGGCCUCUUCUCCAGAGUCAUGAACUCCGGCUCCCAGUUUGUCAUGGAGGGGGUGAAAAACCUGGUACUUAAACAACAUAACCUGCCGGUCACCCGUAUACUGGACAACCUGAUGGAGAUGAAGUCCAAUCCAGAGACUGAUGACUACAGAUACUUUGAUCCUAAAAUGCUACGAGGCAGCGAGAGCUCAAUCCCAAGGAACAAGAACCCAUUUCAAGAGGCGAUUGUCUUCAUGGUUGGAGGAGGAAACUACAUUGAAUAUCAAAACCUGGUGGACUACACAAAGGCUAAGCCAGGGAAGAAGGUGCUGUAUGGUUGCAGUGAGCUAUUCAAUGCAGGACAGUUCCUUAAACAGCUUUCUUCACUUGGCCAAAAGUAAAAGCAAGAAAGCAUGAACCUUUAAUUUUCUUGGAUUCCAUUUCUGAAAAAUAUUCACAACUGCUUUGAAGACCUUCCGAAUCACAGAUGAUCGUUUCCAGUUACUCUAUGUCCUGACUCUGAUAUUCCAUGUAUUUUAUAAAGUGUACUAUACUUACAUUGCUUGUCUAACGAACGUCUUUACACACUCAACAAAUAAAGUUUAACAGUCUUACUCAAAA
Messenger RNA from Esox lucius (northern pike), 2192 nucleotides. RefSeq names its product sec1 family domain containing 1 (gene scfd1). The coding region runs from base 68 to 1972 and encodes 634 amino acids. Gene Ontology annotation, cellular component: cytosol; Golgi membrane. The transcript is spliced from 24 exons. Gene Ontology annotation, molecular function: syntaxin binding. Lineage: Eukaryota; Metazoa; Chordata; Actinopteri; Esociformes; Esocidae. Gene Ontology annotation, biological process: intracellular protein transport; endoplasmic reticulum to Golgi vesicle-mediated transport. The record is from RefSeq and is a predicted model, not a curated record.